AUGGAUAAAAUAAUUAAAUUAUUUUUCUUAAUUAAAAUUGUUACGCUUAGUUUUUUAAUGUGGAUAUGCCUUUUUACCAAUGAUGCGAGAAUAUUAAAUAAAUUAUUGGAUGAAAAAUAUUUUGUUGAUAGUAAAUUAGUUGGAAGAGCAUGCCGAUUAUUAGGAAAACAUAAACAUGAAAAACGUUCAAAUGUUGUAUGGAUAAAAGAACUUCCAAAUAAUGGGGAGUUCAAGAAAAAAGUUAUAUCUAAUCAUGAUGAUAUGGAUAUAAGAAAAAGGAAACAAUCAAAUAGACGUUCAUUAGAUAAAACGGAACUCUAUACAGAAGUUAUAGAUUAUGAUAGUGGAAUGUUUGAUGGGAAGCAUUAUCAUUAUGAAAAAAAAUGGAUUAAUAAAAAGGAUUAUGAUAAUAUACUUAAAAGAAAAAGGAGAAUUAAUUUUGUGACUUUAAGUAAAAUGAAAUAUAAGGGGUAUGGAUUAGUGGUUGCCAUAUUUUUAUUUUUAUUAUUGUUCGGAAUAGGAUUACCUAUAUUGGAGUUUUCAGGGGUCAAGGAAACUAUUGGAAAGAGCUUGUCCAGUGCCACAUGGUGGUCACCUAUGAAAGACUUUGGAAAUAUGUUAUCAUCAUUUCUUCCAGAAGUAAUAUUAGAUAAUAUUUUUAUAAUAUCAUAUGUGGUGUCUAUCAUUAUGUUAGCUAUCGUACUUGUAGUAUUGAUCCCUAGGAUUUUAGGAAAUAAUGAAAAAUAUAAAAAAAUUAAGUUGAUGAAAGAAUAA
Molecule: messenger RNA, 774 nt
Organism: Plasmodium malariae
Lineage: Eukaryota; Apicomplexa; Aconoidasida; Haemosporida; Plasmodiidae
Product: fam-m protein
Exons: 2
Coding region: 1-774 (257 amino acids)
Source: RefSeq, a predicted model, not a curated record